Messenger RNA from Ipomoea nil (Japanese morning glory), 866 nucleotides. RefSeq names its product auxin response factor 12-like. Gene Ontology annotation, biological process: regulation of DNA-templated transcription; response to hormone. NCBI's taxonomy places the organism in Eukaryota, Viridiplantae, Streptophyta, Magnoliopsida, Solanales, Convolvulaceae. The transcript is spliced from 5 exons. Gene Ontology annotation, molecular function: DNA binding. The record is from RefSeq and is a predicted model, not a curated record. Bases 396 to 812 code for a protein of 138 amino acids.
UAUCUUGUUCAUCUAUUGUCAAGAUGAUGCUUUAGAUUGAGGAACGAUGAUGCUUUAGAUUAUGUUCUGAACUUCUGAUAAGGAAAUUUCUCAGUAUUCUCCAAAAUUAUUUGCAUGCAUUUAGCUUUACUUGCUUUUAAUAUUGUAACAUAUUUGUUGUCUGUUUUGUGCUUCUGUGGCCAUUGUGUGUGAAUAAAACAAAGGAAAACAAUUCUCGGUAGUUAAAUCAUACUGAGUAUAAAGUUAGAAUGCAUAGAAGAACAAGUCCAGUUGCUAAGUAUAUGACAUUUUUCAUGAGUUGCUCACACAGAUAUUUGCUGAAACAUUAAAUUAAACCAGACAGAAGAGUAUUGGUUUGAUUAUUUAUCUUACACCACCAAUUUUCUUGGUCUUCAAUGAUGAAAGGAGAAAAUAACAGGUGCUUGAAUUCAGAGCUAUGGCAUGCAGGUGCUGGUCCUCGGGUGUGUCUUCCAAUAGUGGGGAACCGUGUGGUUUACUUCCCUCAGGGUCAUAGUGAGCAGGUUUCAGCCACUACUAAUAAAGAAGUUGAUGCUCACAUACCCAAUUACCCAAAUCUGCCUCCACAGUUUAUCUGCCAACUUCAUAAUGUUACAAUGCAUGCAGAUGUUGGAACAGAUGAAGUGUAUGCUCAAUUGACAUUGCAGCCCCUGACUCUACAAGAACAAAAAUAUGCAUAUCUUCCUCGCUGUAGAGAAAGUUUUUCCCGCCCCUGGAUUUCACACAGAGACCACCUGCCCAAGAACUCAUUGCAAGGGAUCUGCAUGAUGUUGAAUGGACACAAAAAGUUUUGAAAAAAUUUAAAACUAAUGGGAAGAAGAGUUUUUGUGAUUGAGUGAGAUAGUGGA